CCUUUCUGCGUGAUCCCACUCGAUUUCCUCGAAGGAACUGCGCCGGUUCCAGCCGAUGCCCUGCCUUUAUUUGAACCCCCGUCUUUCCAUUCCAUCUCUAUCUGCCAUCGACUGACCUCUUCCUAGUUGGUUUGCUACGACGUCGGAUAGUCAUGGCGCGGCGGCCGGUGGAGUUCGAGGACUUCCUCCCCCUCAUGGCGGACAAGCUCGGCGAGGAUGGCCUCAUGGAGGAGCUCUGUAAUGGCUUUCGCCUUCUCAUGGACCCUCGCCGCCGGCUCAUCACCUUCGACAGCCUCAAGCGCAACGCCGGCCUGCUGGGUCUCGAUGGCCUCCGGGAUGACGAGCUCCGGGCGAUGCUCCGGGAGGGCGACACCGACGGCGACGGCGCGCUCAAUCAGUGGGAGUUCUGCGUCCUCAUGGUCCGCCUCAGCCCCCAGCUGAUGGACGCGCCCCGCCGGUGGAUGGACCAGGCAUCCCGAGAGGCCUUCGGCCCUGGAUUCAUGAGCUAAGCCCGAUUCCUCUUCCUCCUCCGCCGCCUUUGCCUCCUCAGAUAUUUUGCUCCUCUCUUUUCAGAUUCUCUGUUCUUCUUAUCCAGAACCGAGCCAUCAUUUGGGCAGUGGUGGGAUUAGCCAGUGUUUGAUGGGCUGAUACGAAUUGAUUGGAUUUCGAUGUUCAUGUGCUAAUGUAAUUGAAACUUGAAAUUUCAACAGUAAAUGAAGCUUCUUGGAUAGCAAA
Molecule: messenger RNA, 735 nt
Organism: Musa acuminata AAA Group (dessert banana)
Lineage: Eukaryota; Viridiplantae; Streptophyta; Magnoliopsida; Zingiberales; Musaceae
Product: calcium-binding protein KIC-like
Exons: 1
Coding region: 153-509 (118 amino acids)
Molecular function (GO): calcium ion binding
Source: RefSeq, a predicted model, not a curated record